UCGUACACUCGGUGACGUCAACAUCGUUUUAAACUUCUCCCAAGAUUUUUAUUAAUAAAUGUUGUGAAUAGUGACUAACAAAAAGUUAUCGUGCGUAAUUAAGUGUUAGUACAUGUAUUUGUGAUCUUCAAUUCAUUUAACGUGUAAAUGAAUUAUGAAUUAAAGUAUAACGCGUUAUUUGUUAUGUUUACACUCUAGACAAUUUUUCGUAACUACCGACCUUUGUUGUUAUAACUCUUAGCGUUUAAUAACUAGUGAUGUGUUUACAUACAAAUUGUUGAAUCGAUUUAAACGAAGUGUAAACAGUUCGCAAUGUCUUCCAAAAAUCAACGUGUGUGCGUCGGGUGCAAGAACGUAAAAGCUAAGUGCGACUGUCCUACCACCAACAUUGCAAAGUCCGACAAUACCAAUAUUCUGCUGCGUCCUUCUGCCCUGAGUCCGUCGGAUAGUGUUAUCUUAUCACCAGGGGGUCCGGACGACAAUAUCACUAUACGUAAAAAUACGACAGCGUGUGCGCAUCACGGCGGAAAUCUAGAAUAUGUCACUGAGCGUUCUUUGCGGGAUAUAUUGAAAAAUGAAAUGGCAGAGAUGCUAAAAGUGUUUGUUCAGCAGCAUGUCACGGAGCAGUUCGUGACUGCUACUAAUAAUAUGUGCAGAGAAAUGGAGAAGCUGACUUCAGCGUUGGAAAGUUUCAACGGGCGAUUAAAUAAUGUCGAGGAGCGAAUGGCGCUCGUCGAGAAACGGCUCGAUACUGCUAUUGACCGAGAAGACUCGGUAGUUAUUGCGAAUCUUCAAACAAAAAUAAAUCAAUAUGAACAGGAAUGCAUACUAAACGAUUUGGAAGUUACUGGUUUACCAGAGGAGACUAAUGAAAGCCCCAUUCACCUGGCGUCUCUCUUAGCCAAAAAACUAGGUGUUUCCCUGAGUGAACAUGAUAUAGUAAGUGCCGAGCGUGUGGGUCGGAAAAUCUUGGCUGAAAGAAAGGAAGGUGACACAACAGUGGCGCGGCCGCGCGCCCUUGUCAUCCGGCUGGUCCGUCGCGGCACCCGCGACGAGUUACUGCGCGCUGCGCGUGUGCGGCGCGGUCUCGACUCCUCCGGCGUCGCGACGGCCGCCGCCCCGCGCCGCGUCUAUAUCAACGAACGGCUGUCGCGUUUGAAUAAACAACUGUUUUAUAAGGCACGUGAAGAAUCACGUAGACUAAUGUGGAAAUUUACCUGGACAAAGAACGGUAACAUUUUUGUAAGGCGUGAUUUUACACAGACGGCUAUCAGAAUUCGCAACCAAGAAGAUAUUGAGAGGGUUUUUGGCAAUUCCACAGUUGGCCCCAAAUAGAGUACUGUACUUAUUCUCUUCCCAGAUAAAUGCAUUAAGUUUGUCAUGUUAUUUAUUUAUUUUCAUUCUAGAUACGAAGGACAGUGGCGACAUGGUACUCAUUUUUAAUUUAUCAAAGGUGUAUUAUGUGUGUAUUAUACGCCCAACAAUUUUGCCACAUGUUAUAACAUUAUUAUACUUACAUUAUCUUUGUGAUAACAUUAACGUUAUAUCAUUUUAUGGUACACAUUUUGUAACAAGAUAUAAGACGCCAUUAACCGAUCUAACUAAUAAUAACAGGGUUCCAACUUUAUUUUGUACACUAUGUUCCUUUACUGUUUUGCAUCGCAACUACUUAUUGGUAUGUUUCUUAAUUAACUACAAGUCAUGUCAACUAAAGUAUUCAUCGCUUGAUUUGGUUAACUAUAAUGUUACUGUAAUUAAUUGCUUAUUGCACUCUGAAAACAUUUACAAAGAAGGGAAAUUGAAAAUUAUUUUAAAUAAUGUCACAGUUGUAUGUAAACCUAAAAAUGUGAUAUUGAGUGUAAAAAAGUUGAACCAAAAUUUUGUUAUCCUUCCUCACUUAAAUCCAACUAAAAACUUAAGUUAUAAGCUUAAUCUUAGAAAAUCAGAAUACUAUAUAAUGGAUGUGUUUUGUAUACUUCAACCCAAAAAUAUAACUGUAAAAUUGUAUUUAAGACUUCUUAGAAUUUUUUUCCUUAUGUUUUGUAUAAUACUAUCAAAAAAUAUAUUUCUUGUUACUUACUGUACGUUCCUCUUCAAAGACCUAAUUAAGAAAUCAAAUUUAAAUAAGACAUACAAGACUCUUUCAUUACA
Papilio polytes (common Mormon) is the source of this 2151-nucleotide messenger RNA. RefSeq lists its product as uncharacterized. Bases 313 to 1335 code for a protein of 340 amino acids. NCBI's taxonomy places the organism in Eukaryota, Metazoa, Arthropoda, Insecta, Lepidoptera, Papilionidae. The record is from RefSeq and is a predicted model, not a curated record. The transcript has a single exon.